GGACUGGUAAUGGAUGAAGAAAUGGAAGGAGAGUGGAAGAUUUUUCUUAUAAAUAGGAUACACUCAACACCUGUUCACCGCUCAGGGUACAGAGUGAUUUAAUCUCAAGAGACUGCAGGAGAACAAUCGGCGCAGCUCCUUUCACAUGUUUUCUGAGUGGCACGAGCAGUACGCACAACGGACCACCGUGCGCGCUGUGAACACCUGUCACAAGGUAAUGAGCAAGGGAUCGGUACUAUUCGCGGAGUAGUGCAGAAGCACUCUUGUUCAGAGGCUAUAUCCAGGUGAUUGAAGCUGGAGCAAGCAGUUCGGAACCCGCCGCACUUCCAUUGGGCUGGUCCAGAGAGCCAACCACCCCUUUGGACCGAUGUCCUGGCCGAAAUGUCUCGACACAUCUACAUUCGGAACAAGAUCGGCGAAGGCAUCCAAGCGCCCAUCUUUCAGGUGAACAGAGGGACUUACUCCAGGAGGAGCCGACUGAAGAGAUCCGACGGCAGCACCACCUCCACCAGCUUCAUCCUCAGACAGGGCUCAGCUGAUUCCUACACAAGCAGACCAUCGGACUCGGAUGUCUCCCUGGAGGAGGACCGGGAGGUGCAGGGCCAGGUCCAAGGCCCGGGCCAGGGUCAGGGACAAAGUCUGGGACAGGGCCCUGGCCAAAGCCAAAGCCAAGGCCAGGGCCAGGGCCAGGGCCAGGGCCAGAGCAGGCAGGAGAGAGAGCAGCAGGCCGCCUUACAGCUGGAGAGAGCUAAGGCAAAAGCUGUUGCCUUUGCUGUGAAGACCAACGUCAGCUACUGUGGUGCUCUGGAUGAGGAUGUGCCUGUACCUGCCACUGCCAUCUCCUUUGAUGCUAAGGACUUCCUUCACAUAAAGGAGAAGUUCAACAACGACUGGUGGAUCGGUCGUCUGGUGAAGGAGGGCUGUGAGAUCGGCUUCAUCCCUAGCCCCCUGAAGCUGGAGAACAUUCGCAUCCAGCAGGAGCAGAAGAGAGGCCGAGUCCAAGGAAAGCAGAAACAAAAAGUGACUGAACACAUCCCGCCCUACGACGUGGUCCCCUCCAUGAGGCCUGUGGUGCUGGUCGGACCUUCCCUCAAGGGUUACGAGGUGACAGACAUGAUGCAGAAAGCACUCUUCGACUUCCUCAAGCAUCGAUUCGACGGAAGGAUAUCGAUCACACGAGUUACAGCAGACAUAUCCUUGGCCAAGAGGUCUGUUCUGAACAAUCCUAGCAAGAGGGCCAUCAUUGAGAGAUCCAACACCAGAUCCAGCUUGGCUGAGGUACAGAGUGAGAUCGAGAGGAUAUUCGAGCUGGCCAGGUCUCUCCAGUUGGUCAUCCUGGAUGCAGACACCAUCAACCACCCAGCCCAACUGCUGAAGACUUCACUGGCACCCAUCAUUGUCCAUGUCAAGGUCUCAUCACCAAAGGUGCUGCAGAGGCUGGUCAAAUCCAGAGGGAAGUCUCAGAGCAAGCACCUGAACGUGCAGCUAGUAGCUGCUGACAAACUGGCUCAGUGUCCGCCGGAGAUGUUUGACAUCAUCCUGGAUGAGAACCAGCUGGAGGAUGCGUGUGAACACCUGGCUGAGUACCUGGAGGCCUACUGGAAGGCCACACACACAUCUCUGGCCACGCCCCUCAACCCCCUGCUGGGGCGCAACCUGGGCCCCACUGCCCUCUCUCCGUACCCCACCACCAUCUCUGGACUGCAGCAGACCCAAAGAAUUAAACAGAGCAACCACACCGGAGACCACUCCACCCCCAACGAGCGGCGCAACCUGAUGACCUCGGACGAGAACUACCACAACGAGCGCGCGCACAAGGGACGUAACCGCAUGUCGUCAGGCUCCCAGCAAAGUCGGGAGCAAGAACCCUACCAGGAUUACCAGGACCCCUACCAGGACGCCUACAAGCCCCACCGCAACCGUAGCUCUCCAGGCAGCUACAGUCAUGACACCAGGCACCGGCUCUGAGCUCUCCUCUCCCCUGACCUAGGCCUAACCCCCCCCCCCACCGUUCCGGAGCAGCAUAGCCACAAGAUGGCUGUCUCUUGAGAAAUUGUGCCAUUAUGUUUUUGUUUUUCUUAAAUAUGUUUUACUCAGGCUUUGGCUUUUUUUCUUUCAGGAAUUCUGAAUCGAACAUAUUGGCCUCUCACCACCAUUUCAUCUUUGGCCUCUCAAAUUUCUUGGGUGCCCCUAUCAAUCAACACUUGAUCAGUCUGCAUGAGCAAAAGGUUAACAAUGCUAAGUACGCUAAUGCUACAACGACCGAGUCUUUGUUUCGGGACAUUUGCCAUUCGUGUGCCCAAACAACACAUCAUUCAGUGGUUGUAUAGUAUCUGGUCGUUUUUUUCUUUGUCAACAUACUUGUUAGCUUAAAUGGUUACAGAUGGAUGAUGUGUUAUGGUACUUGUGUAGAGGGCUCUAAAUAAUGGAGAGGUCCCUGUAUUGGAUAGAGACCAUAGAACAUGAAGCCACUGCUGAAAUGAUGCCUGUUUUCGCGGGUUCCUAAGAGCUGUUUAAAAACAUCAACAAACAUUUCACUUGGCUGCAUGCUGACAGAGCACUAAUGACAUCAUCAGAUUACAUAUCUAAAUGAUCUAAAUCUGUAAUAGACGUUUCUGCACCUUUAACAAAAAUAUUGCAGAUUUGGAGGAUCCAUUUGAGUUCAUAUCAAAUGAUUUUUGGGGGGAGGGGAUUAGAGGACAUUGUUGGUUUGGUGGCCAGUGCUUCCCGCUGGUUCAUAUAUUCUAAGUCACAAGACAGCCAGUCUUCCCUUAGUGUAGCGUUUUUGGGUAGUUUUUGGGUUGUUUGUUAUUUUUCUUUGGAGUUGACGCUCUUAGCAUGAGCUUAGAUGAGAUCUCAGUCUCAGACGAGGAGAUGUCCCAGCCCGCUGCUAGUUGGACCUCUAGGACCUCCUUUUCCCCAGGAAAAGUAGCAUAUCACAACAGAUGCUGAGUGGCUGCAGUAGCAGGGCUGGGGCUAGCAGACCUUGUAGGGACAGUGGUCCACAGGAGGAACACUGCACAGCUGCAUCUUGACGUCCCCGGCCCAGCCAUGAAAUGUUGAUUUAUCUCCAGAGAAACCAACGGCAUCCCCUCACCUUAUUACUUGCUCAGGUCACGCGAGCAGUUUGGAACCAGCCUUAGAACAGUAUUGGGUUUAUUUGACAUUGAUAAGCAUAGAGGCAAAGCCCUGUGGAGGCAUUACUGUGACAACGCCCGGACAGCAGGCGUGUUCCCUUUUCUCGGGUCAGGCUUCUAGGACCCUUUUCUGCUGCUUCCUGUGUUCCAGUUUAAAGCACUUGACUGAUGUGGGAUUGUUUCCUGCCAGGGUCCUUUGCAUCAUGUUCAUUCUCUGAUGGCAUGUUUCCUACUGCAAAGCAUGCUCCCUUCAGUAGUGAUAUCCCAGUGUUGUAAAGUAAAGGAGAUGACCUUUUAUGAUGGACAGUGGGACAUACAUUGGUCCCAACAGUGACUUGAGACUGCCCUGAAGUAUGUAAUGGAAAAUAGUAUUGAAGCAGCAAUCAAGACUGGUUUAUGAAAGAAUCCCAAGUGUUGGUUGGAUGCAUGAUUAAACAGAUGACAGCAGGUUUUCUGUUUUAGGCAUCUAUGUUUUCUCCCCUUAGAUGUUUGGCUCCUGAGUUCAGAGGUACCAGAUGGUGUCUCUCCAUUGCUAUUCCCGGGACCCAGACAUUGUCACACCCCUCGCCGUUUUGAACGCACCACUUUAUGUCCUACGGUGUGUCUCAAACAUAUGGUUUGUUCUGGACGAGCAGGUUUACAGUCAAACUGGAACCUGAUUCCUAGGUGGCAAACAGUCAGGCCAGUGAUCCAGGGGAUAGCUAGGCCCUUACACCUUCAGAUAGAGGGCGCCACUGAGUUAAAAUGCCCUCUGGACAGCUAGAGCUAGAAGAGAGAAAUGCAAACAACUCCAGGACCACUGUCUUCUCUGCUACAGGCUGCAUGGGUGUUUGGUCAAGGAAAUGGGGUCCCCUCUGCUAAUGCUUACUGUAUGCAGAACAAUGCAUACUGGGAGAAUGAGUUCCUGAGCAGAGUAUUCUUAGGCAUGGUUAGAGAUGUGCAGUUACCUUGUUAGCUGUCUUGUAUUUAAUUCCUUCAAAUAGAGUUGAUGUACUGUAGUGACUUUUGUAGCACCAGAGGAAGGUGGUGCCUUAAAAACAAGAAUGAACCUCGAAAUGAUAGGGUUUGUGAUAUAGCUCCAAAUAUAUAAGUCUGGUCAGGGCACUGAUUUUUCCAGAACCAGUUGAUUUCCUUGCCCAUGUCAAUGUCUCUUUCUAGUUUGUUCACUGACUGAAAACAAAAGAUUGCAGAAAAAAAUAAUACAAUUACAUAUGCUGUUGUUUAUGAGCAUGCUUCUCUGUAAUAUUGUGACUCAUGCCAAAAUAGCAUUGAUUGACUGAUUGAAUGGGGAGCCACCGUUCAUUAAAAAAAAACUAAAAAACAAAUGAACCAAGAUUCCGCUCGGCUGCUUCAGACAAUCAGAGGGAUUUUAGACCGACUUUCACCUCUUCCAGACCAGGUGAUUAGAGUGGGCUGGACAGAGAGGUGAACACAGUGUCACCCAGUGCAACCUUUAGGUCAGCUACCUCUCUUUAUUCCAAUAAAAGGGAAUAUUGUCCACCAUUUUCUAUUAGGGAACUAUUCUACUGAAUUCAUGAAUUCAAUUUUCACUUCAUCUUGAGCUUGAAUUGAAACAAAAUUGACCCCCAAUCCUUUCCCUGAAUAUGGAACAUUAAGGUAAAAUACAUUGUUUUUUGAAUGGUGUAGAUAUCAUUUUCCAUUGCUAAAAUGGUUCUAAAUAAGUGUCUGUUCCUGUAUUUUUAUUUAGACUUAUUAUAAAAUGUAAGAGGCCAAAGUUUUGUCUCUCAAUUAAGUUUCAUGAUAAAUAGAUUUUUUUCAGAAACAUGGGUUCCUUCCUGACCAGAGACCAGAAAACAUUUUAAAAGAUUUUUCUUUGGAGAAAAAAAUGUACAAAAAAGACAAACAUUUAUUCCCGAUAUAGAAAAAGUAAUAGACAAAUCUUUGCUGGUGAUUAUUUUUAUAAUAAAUACAUAAAUGUAAAUAAUGUCUUUGAGAGAUGCUAUUUGCUGUAUACUUGUGCUCGCAUUGAAAUGACCAUGACCCUUGUGGGACACUUGAGACAACACAAAGUUUCAGUAUACAAAGUUUCAGUAAUGUGCAAUACAAAAGGCAUGCUGUUUUAAAUGAGGAAAUCCAUGUACUAUGCAACCGCAACCGUGUACAUCGCUUCAUGCUGUGGCUUCUCCCGCCGUCCACCCUUUUCCAAGCAGCUUCAUCACAACUCGAAGGGAAUUUGUGUUCUUUUUAUUUUUUUGUGGAAGAUGAAAACUAAACGGCUAAUGCGGUAUUGCAUGCAUAAUGUUCCAUUUUUAUUUAUAAAACAAAUUAAAGAAAACAAAAUUAAAAUGGGAGAUGAUUGUGUCAAAGGCAAAACUAGA
Hypomesus transpacificus is the source of this 5476-nucleotide messenger RNA. Its product is annotated as voltage-dependent L-type calcium channel subunit beta-4-like. Lineage: Eukaryota; Metazoa; Chordata; Actinopteri; Osmeriformes; Osmeridae. Gene Ontology annotation, biological process: neuromuscular junction development; regulation of voltage-gated calcium channel activity; calcium ion transmembrane transport. The coding region runs from base 382 to 1968 and encodes 528 amino acids. The transcript has 14 exons. Gene Ontology annotation, cellular component: voltage-gated calcium channel complex. Gene Ontology annotation, molecular function: protein binding; high voltage-gated calcium channel activity. The record is from RefSeq and is a predicted model, not a curated record.